Messenger RNA from Menidia menidia (Atlantic silverside), 867 nucleotides. Lineage: Eukaryota; Metazoa; Chordata; Actinopteri; Atheriniformes; Atherinopsidae. The record is from the annotation of a GenBank genome assembly.
AUGUCCUUGUUUACUUGUGUGACUUAUAUUGACUUUUGCACAUCCUCUCCGUACUUCUUGUGUGUGUUUAAGGGGAAGGAGUUCUGUUUUGGGGUAAACAAUGAACAGUACCGCUGUGAGAUGGGAUACUGCUGUGGCGAGACAGAAUGCUGCACUUACUACUAUGAGCUCUGGUGGUUCUGGUUGGUAUGGACUCUUAUCAUAAUGCUUAGCUGCUGCUGUGCCUACCGACACCGGAGAGUUAAAAUGCGCCUGCAGCAGGAGCAGCGUCAAAGAGAGAUCAGCCUCAUGGCCUACCAAGGAGCAUCCAGUUCCUUCAUUUCACCCCCACCUCUCAAUUUAAGGUUCUGGAAUGACUGCAAGCUUCCAGACUAUGAAGAGGUUGUAGGUCACCCUCCGACCCCACCUCCACCUUAUUCUGAAAACCCUCUUGAGGCCACGCCAGCACUCCCUCCACAAUUGAGCCAGCCCGUCAGUGCCUCUGUGCCACAGCCCCUGCCUGAGGCAGAGCUGGGGGGGGGCGCCCAGGCCUCAGGCUCCUCACCACACCAGCAGGCGGUGUCUGUUGCCAUCCAAGCGCAGUGUCAGGCCCAGGAGAAUGUAGAAGCCGCGGACGAGGACGAGGAGCUUAUCACUCGACGCCGGCAUGUGACCGGCGACUCAGGGAUCGAGGUGUGCGUUUGCCAGCUGGACGUGGAUGAGGGCUCAGGUCUGGAGGAGGAGAGCGACGAGGAGCGCCGGAUGUGCAGCGGCGGGGACAGGGACUGCUGCUCCGGCCACCAGCAGGAGACCUUCAGACAGAAGGACUGCACCUCCGAGCUGCCAAGCCAGACGGCCAACACCAGCACCGGAGACCACAUGGUGUGA